Molecule: messenger RNA, 1679 nt
Organism: Spea bombifrons (plains spadefoot toad)
Lineage: Eukaryota; Metazoa; Chordata; Amphibia; Anura; Pelobatidae
Gene: DYNLT3
Product: dynein light chain Tctex-type 3
Exons: 5
Coding region: 1-414 (137 amino acids)
Biological process (GO): microtubule-based movement
Cellular component (GO): kinetochore; cytoplasmic dynein complex; cytoplasm
Molecular function (GO): dynein intermediate chain binding
Source: RefSeq, a predicted model, not a curated record
AUGGCCGCAGAGCUGGCUUGGGCAAGAGUUCCGGGAAGCAGCCAAAAGACUAUAAGUACAAAACAAUUGAUUGACUAUAAUGUUUAUUUCCAGGCCAUGUUCAAUGCUGAUGAAGCCAGCAGCAUCGUGAAAGAGUGUGUAGAUGUCAUCUUGGGUGGAGUAGACUAUGAUGAAAGCAGAGUGAACGAGUGGAUGUCUGCAGUGGUGGAACAGUCAUUAACACACCUUGUGAAGUUGGGAAAACCCUAUAAGUACAUCGUAUCUUGCAUAGUCAUGCAGAAAAGAGGUGGAGGUCUGCACACAGCAAAUUCAUCAUUUUGGGAUAACACCACUGAUGGGAGCUGUGCAGUGAGAUGGGAAAACAGGACCAUGUACUCCAUUGUCAACAUUUUCGCCGUUGCCAUUAAUCUGUAAUCCGCAGGAGAAAAAUAUUUAUUCCUAUGCACGCGUAACCUGACAAACAAAUAGCGCAGAGAAAUCCUGUUACUGGUAUUACCAAACCUCAGCAGCUUAUCUGUCUAUUUUAAAAGAAAGUAUAAAGCACAACCGACUUCAUGCUGCCGGACACUUUUGAAAUUGCAUCUUUUUACUGCCAUAGCUUGCCUUGCCAUGUAUUACCAGCCAUGUUUGCACUAUUUGGGAAUGCUUAGAAAGUAUUAUAUCAGAAGUGUUUGAUAAUGUACAGCUUCUCAGGAACACAGGGGAUAAAGUCAAUGGGUUACUAAAAACAACCCCAAUUGCUUCUUCUAGUUCCAAAUGGAGUUUUCUGCCUGAAAGAAGAACCACAGCCCCCCUGAGGGUAACAAGUCCAGCUAAAUAGUUGAAUAAUAAAGCAGCCCAAAACACAUUUAGGAGACACAAAACUCAAUACAGUAGUCUACACCACAUCUACAGAGGGGACUGCUUAGAAAACCAAUGAAAGAAAGAGUCCCAUCAUCAUAGAUAUAAUAAAGGCCAUUGUUACUGAAGUCAACCUGGUGUCGAUUAGUGAAAUGUAAAUAAAACGUGAAAAAACUCUCUAGCAGUGAACCCAAAAUCAUCAAAUUAAACCCGUCCAGCAGACGGUUGUCCUCCGCUCUCUCCUUGCCAGCACCCCACCUUCUGCUCCUCCUGUCCAUGUCAAAUAAUGUCAUCAAUUAAUAUAAUCAUUUGGAAAUGUUAUCAGGAGCCAGCGAUCCUGCUUAAAACAAAACGUGCUCUCAUAGGAAUAAGCUUUGAGAUCAGUGUAUUGCAUCGAUUUUAUACAACUGAAGACAGAAUCGAAUGUUUUUUGUACAAGGUUGCCUUGCAUAAAAAUUCUGCAAUUAGCAAUUAUUUGUCGCUGACAUUUUAACAUUCGUCCAACUUGUUUUUACGGUGAUAAGAAGUAGAUCCUUAACAUUCAUACGCAGAUAGCAUUUCGUUAGAUCAGCACAUGGGUAAUACAUACAUACGUAAAAUGUCAUAAUAAAGGAUUUCUUAGGGAUCUUGGGUGGGUGACUGUCCUUUGGCUGGACAGUGCUAAAGUACAAUAUUAGAUGUACAAUAUUACAUUUUUUUAUUUGAUCAUAUACACCACAUGAAACACUCAUAAAGAUGUUUCGCAAUAAAAUAAAAUACUAUUGUACUGUAACAUAUUCGAUUGUAUCGGAACAAAUAUUCCAAGACAUUAAAGGUGCAAACCUGUAUAUAUAAAAAAA